This is a messenger RNA of Symbiodinium sp. CCMP2592, 630 nucleotides long. The record is from the annotation of a GenBank genome assembly. Lineage: Eukaryota; Dinophyceae; Suessiales; Symbiodiniaceae.
AUGGUUACGCUGGGCGCUGGCACUGCCUCGCUUCAGGGUGCUGCCGCUCCCGUUGAGCUGCGUGACCACAGAAGUCAGAAACAAGCGGAAGUGGAAGCUGCGGACACAAAAGCGGCCAGCACACAGUUUCCUGACUUUUGUGCGGCAAACGUCUUCUUGAGGGCCCAGGAGGCUUCCGCUUGCACGCUCAUGUCGCGCCCACCUCGCAGCGCUACCGUUGAGAAGGAUGGUCGUGUUGUGGCAGCCUGGGUUUCAGAUAAGGGUCAGAUUGCAUGGACAUCGCCGGCAUCAGAUGAAAUCUUGACUGUUGAAAAGAAGCUGGGGUGCAACAUCUCAAGUCCUGAUGAAAUGUCUGCCAAGUGGAACAACAUGGUUGAGAACACGAGGUCAUCAACUACUGAGCGGGAGAUCCUCAACUUGUCCAAUCACUGCGUACUUGCGGAGGUGUCUGGACAUGUGGAGGCGAAUGCUAUCCACGUCAAAGGCUCAAGUUCCCAGGAUCCGCAUGUCGCAGAUCGUGGGGAGCGAGAAGUUAACAAGUACAUCACUGCCACCGCUGACGAGGAGAAACAAAUGAAUGAUUUCGAGGCGAUGGCCGAGUUGUUGGCCGUGAAGCAGCUCGCCACUUAG